Mucor mucedo is the source of this 1988-nucleotide messenger RNA. Its product is annotated as coth protein-domain-containing protein. The coding region runs from base 23 to 1828 and encodes 601 amino acids. NCBI's taxonomy places the organism in Eukaryota, Fungi, Mucoromycota, Mucoromycetes, Mucorales, Mucoraceae. The record is from RefSeq and is a predicted model, not a curated record. The transcript has 3 exons.
UUUUAAUUGUUCUCAUUUAAAAAUGCUGGUAUCAAAAGCUAUCAGUCUUUUCCAGACUUUCUUCUCAGCAGCUAUUGUUGCCUCACCAAAUAUUACUUAUAAUGUUGUAUCAUUAGUUCCUAGUAACACAACUGUUGGUGUCAUUGUAGAUAACCAAAUCUACCCUUUAACGACAAUUAGUGAGGACUCACAUUUACUGCACUCGGGUGAAGCCCCUGCAUCUACAUCUUAUCAAUAUGUACUGCUUCUUAAGGACGAUAAUUCAAUUAUCGAAACCGAAAAUUUUACCCGUAAGGGCUCCAAAGAAAACACAUUGAAUGAAUACUACGGCAGGUCAUGGAACUCCCGCAAAAUUGAUAAGAUACCUGCUAUUCUUCCACCUCUUCCAAUUGUUAACCGCCUCAAAACCGAUCUUCAUAUCGCUGGCGAGAUCCCUACCAUUCACUUUAUUGGUAAUCAAACAGAAAUUGACUAUAUGCAUGCCAAUCAACGAACCGAUAUCGACGUUCAUCUGAAAAUGACCUACAUCAGUCCUAAUGUUGUAAAGAGCUUUCACAAUAUUACAAUCGGAAUCUCCGGACAUAGCACACGUUCUCUUUCUAAAUUAUCCUACAAAUUGAAUAUCCCAAAAGGUGAAAAUCUUUUCAAAUACCGUCGAUUCAAGCUGCGAUCCUUGGCUACCGAUGCAUCCUACAUCAGAGACGAACUAGCUUAUGGUAUUGCCGAAUCCGUUGGUAUUCCUGCAACCGGUUACAGCUUUGCUCGUCUUUACAUUAACGACCAACCAAUCGGUCUUUUUGGUCUAGCUGAGAUGCUCAAAAAUCCCUGGAUCAGAAAUGAAUUUGCAAAUGGAUCAAAGAAGUUUAAACAAGGUGCAUUAUAUGUUGCAGAUUUAUCUGGUGGUCGAGAGAUUAAGCACCUUGAUGGGCCUGGAGGACCUGGCGGACCUGGAGGACCCGGCGGACCGGGUGGUAACGGUAAUGAAGGAGGACCUGGUGGCGGAGGAGGAGGACCUGGUAGACCUGGUAACUGUAUUUCUGAUUUAUCGUAUCUCGGAGACGAUGUUUCUCGUUACAGUGCUGGUCAAUAUUCACUCAGAGAAAACCCUUCCAAGGGCCAAGCCAACUACACCCGUAUCAUGGACAUGAUUCAAUUUAUUCAUGACCAACCCGCCUCUGGUGUUGACGAUUCUGUUGUCCCUCUUUGGAAAGAAAAAAUGGAUACCGACAGUUUCCUUCGUGGUUUAGCUCAUGAAGUUGUUAUUUCGAAUGCUGAUGGUUAUUUUACCAUGGCCAACAAUUAUGUCUUGUAUGAUGACUUGAAGCACAAGCGUAUUUUCUUCACAGGACAAGAUUUUGAUUUAUCUUUGGGUCAUACGAUAUUUAAUCAUACUUUGAUGAAUGGUGGUAACUACACCGAAUUUCCCUUCUUUAUGACUCGCCCCUUGAUGCCCAAGAUGCUUCAGGUACCCCAAUUUAAGAAAGAGUUUGAGGCGUUGAUUGUAAAAAUGACAAAAGAUCUUGUCAAUCUUGAUGUAUUGGGAAAUCGUAUUGAUCAACUUGCUGAUAUGCUCAUUGAAGAUGUUGCCUGGGAUAAGACUUGCGCUCGUAUGGGUAAAGAGAUCAGAAGAGGACCUAAAUUGAUCAAAGCACCUGCCAACGCAACCAAUACUGAUGAAUCCGAUAAGACAGUUGGUGCUGCUUCCUUUAUAAAUGAAAUGGACUUUUUACUUGCAGUGAAUGGCCCAACAAAUGUUAACAGUAACUUGGGUGUGAAGGAGUGGUUUGCUCUUCGUAGUGCUAAUAUUUUAGACUUUUUCAACCAGUAAUCUGUCUCAUAAAUAAUAUCUAUACCUCGUCGAUAUCGAUACAUAAAACAGACGAUCCAUAAUUUUGCCUCCCCCCUCCCCUUUUUUUUUAUUUUUUAUUUUUUUACCAAUGAUGCGCUAUUUACCAUAUUCCGCAGAUUUCGUUUUUGUAACAAUUUAC